GAAAUGGCAGUUAAGACCGAAAAGAAAUGAUUGAUAAAUGAUAGUAGUUCAUUGAUCAUCACUUGUAAAUCACCCAAAGUUGAUCAAACGCGUAUAAGGAGUAAAAUUAAUUAGACUAAAUAUUGCUCGAUCAAUUCCUUCAGUAUUAUAAAUAAAGACGAACUGUCUGCCCAAAUAUAUACAUAAGUCUUAGUUCUUUCAAAACAUCUACAGAUCAGAUCACCGAAAAUGAUAUCCGGUAGCACAGCAACCGGGGCACCGGCCGUCAGCGUCGCGGCUCGAGUAACAACAUCCAGUACCUCUGUGGGCCCAAACCGGGCCACGGCCGGUUAUGCUACUUCAUCACCUCCGCCGGCUACUCUACCCUUCUCGCGGGACCUUGUGCCGAACCGGCCUGCUCUUUCUCCUGAUCAACUCCGUUACUGCAGUGAAGCUCUAGAGUUUUUCAAGGCCAAAUUUAAGAAUCCCGAAACAAUCAAGUCCAUAAUAAACAGCGAGUUCGACGACUUCUUGGAGAAAAAUCAUUCGAGAGUUGACGUAGUUUUGAAAUCUCCAGACGUGAAUAAGAAAUGCUCCGUGGCGUUUAAUCCUUUGAAUUACGAAACAAAUAACCGUUAUACCAAUGUCCUACCUUUCGACUUUAACCGGGUUAUCUUGGACCCCAAGAUAGGGUAUCGGCCAGCUGAAGCAGGAUAUAUCAACGCCAGCUUCAUUAAGAUGAAUCAUGCGAGCACAUCUCAGUUUAUUGCGACGCAAGGACCAAAAGAGUGUACAUUUCAAGAUUUUUGGGCAAUGAUUCUCCAAUAUCGUUGUAAAGUGAUCAUUAUGCUUACUAAAUUGAAGGACGACAAAGGGGGGGACUUAUGCUCUGAGUACUUCCCAGUAGAUGAGUGGUCCAAAGAAUUUGGCAGCAUAAUUGUCAAAACCAAGUGGAAGACAAGUAAUGAGACGGGAUUAACAUGGCGAUAUUUUGAAGUAAACUACAAAGAGGUAAGUUUUUUUUAUUCCCGAAACAUUGUCAAUUGUUCAACUUUUGAGAUAAUAUUUUUUAAAUGUCAUAUAAGCUAAUCCGUUCUGUUAGAUGACGAGAGUCACAAAAUAAAAAUAAUUGAAAUUGGAUGCAUUUCAGUUUUUUUUUCUUUUAAAAAAAUCCACCAUAAUGCACUCUACUAAAAUGCUAGUAAAACGCCCCUAACAAAGUCUUUGGUGGGAAUUAAACCUGAUCCUAUUCCUAAGAAACACAACAUCCUAAUUACUAGAAUGUUAUUCAUUUUCUUUAAAUAUCUUCUCCCAAUUUAUGAUGAAAUUGUUUUUUUUCAUUAAGGAAUAUAUUCAUAUAGUAGUGUAUGUGUUAACAAAGGAUAAGAAGAGUUACCUCGUUGAAUUGCAGUCUAAAGAACCACCUCUGGAUGUUUUACACAUUCAAUACCUUGAUUGGCCCGACAAAGAAGUCCCUGAAAACAACCUUCCUGUUCUUGAGAUCCUUAAGAUAAUGUACCACGUUCCAACUGAUAUUGGACCCGUUGUGGUGCAUUGCAGGUAUCAAAUACGAAAAUAUGUGUAAAUUGCUCGAUUUUCUAUAAUUUUUAAGUGUCUAGACAUGGCCAUUAUUAUGGGCGAGAGCAAUAUCAUUGAUUUUUCUUGUAAGUAAGUAUCGGGCUAAACAUGAUUUCUACGAAAUGUUUGCUUUGGAUAGUGCUGGAAUUGGUAGAGCUGGGACAUAUUGCACUAUCCACAAUACCAUUCAAAGGAUUUUGCUUGGAGACAAGUCAGCUUUGAAAGUUCUUGACACAGUCACUUUUUAUAGAUGUCAACGAAUGGGAAUGGUCCAGAAUAAGGUAUACAAUAGUACCCUCCUCAACUUGAUUUUAUGGUAUACUUAUUCCGUCUCAAAAUAAUUUUGUUUAAUUAUUUAAAUGAUUUUUGUCUAAUAAAUAUGACUUUUAUUUGGGGAUCAGGAAACAGUACUUACUGUCUCUAAUAAAAUUAUAGAAUAUAUAUAUGUAACACAAGCUAUCAUUGUUACAAUUGUGUGAUGUUAUUUGUAAUUUGAGUGACACUUGUCCUGAUAAUUAAAACGAGCGCAUCAUAUCAUAAAUAUAUUCAACUAAACAAAAUUAGCAAUAAUUAUAAACUGCAGCAUUUUCCAACUUAAUGAAUAUAUAUUUGUAGCUAUAAACGUUCACGACAAAUAUUUUGGAUGAGUUCCCUGUAGCGAAGCCAUUAACAUUUAACGUAUCCUAUGUUCUCUUACACUGUUACACAUUUCAUAUGUGCCCUAAAUUAUUCCAGGAACAAUAUGAAUUCUGCUACAAAGCCAUUAUGGAUGAACUUGAGAAUCUUAAAUCGGAGGGCAAAAGCAAAAGGAGUUAAUUAGUUAAUGAGGGUAUAUAUGUCUACAUAAUUUCAUCUCUACUUUGUAUUUUCAUUUUUUUUUUCCUUUUUCUUACUGUUCCUAAUUGAAAGGUGCAGGGUGGCGCCAAGGUAUCCAACCUUCGUAGCUGGGGAGAGUAGAAACUUAUAUAAUACUCCCACCGUCUCAAAAUUAUUGACCAGUUUAGAUUUUUAUUUUUAGCACAAGUUAGGCCAAAAGUGAAAAUAAAAAAUGGAUAAUUUUGGGACAGAAGAAGUACAUCUUAUCCACAAGCAGAUAGUUUUUUGUUUCCUUCUUAAUGGAGAGUGGAUAAGCUUAUUUGAUAUUUUCUUAAUGUAAUUUGUAUUGCUUAAUACUAUAUCUCUCCAUUAUAUUCAAUUCAUAGACACAAUCCUUACUCGUGG
Molecule: messenger RNA, 2778 nt
Organism: Oldenlandia corymbosa var. corymbosa
Lineage: Eukaryota; Viridiplantae; Streptophyta; Magnoliopsida; Gentianales; Rubiaceae
Source: the annotation of a GenBank genome assembly